Messenger RNA from Scomber japonicus (chub mackerel), 4296 nucleotides. It is a transcript of the gene nhlrc2, whose product is annotated as NHL repeat containing 2. The transcript is spliced from 12 exons. The record is from RefSeq and is a predicted model, not a curated record. Bases 1 to 2160 code for a protein of 719 amino acids. Gene Ontology annotation, molecular function: protein binding. NCBI's taxonomy places the organism in Eukaryota, Metazoa, Chordata, Actinopteri, Scombriformes, Scombridae.
AUGGCGUCUCAGUGCAGCCUUUCCACCCUGUUUCCUAUACAAAGUCAGCUGGAUUGCGCCCUAGAUGACGCCACGACACAGCAAGAGAAAGAAAAUCUUGUCUACCAGUACCUGAGAAAACUAGACGAGAGACAUGAUCUGAAGAUACCCGAUUUCCCGACAGGCUUGGAAUGGCUAAACACAGAGGGACCGCUGUCUUUGAACAAGGAGCUGGCUGGUAAAGUGGUGCUGCUGGAUUUCUUUACUUACUGCUGCAUCAACUGCAUGCACAUCCUGCCUGACCUGCACCAGCUUGAAGAGAAACGCUCUGUCAAAGAUGGACUGGUUAUUGUUGGUGUGCAUUCUGCUAAAUUCCCCAAUGAGAAGGUCCUGGACAAUGUUCGCAGCGCCGUGCUUCGCUAUGACAUUUGCCACCCAGUGGUGAAUGACAGCGAGGCGCGUCUCUGGCAUGACCUGGAGGUGUCCUGCUGGCCCACACUGGUCCUCCUGGGCCCGGGUGGAAAUCUGCUCUUCUCCCUGGUGGGCGAAGGCCACCGCGACAGGCUGGUGCUUUUCACUGACUGCGCCCUCCGUCACUACGGGGAGCAGGGCCUGCUGAAGGAGCACACAGUGGGCAUCAAGCUGUACCGAGACUCCCUGCCACCCAGCAUCCUGUCCUUCCCUGGGAAGGUGGCUGUAGACAACACCAACAAGAGACUGGUCAUAGCAGACACUGGGCAUCACAGAAUCCUGGUGGUGUCUUCUACUGGGCAGCUGUUACACAUUGUAGGAGGGCCUGAAAGUGGGAGACGAGAUGGCGACCUGUCUGAAGCGUCCUUUAAUUCUCCUCAAGGAUUGGCCAUUAAAGGGGACACAGUGUACGUGGCUGAUACAGAAAACCACCUGAUCCGAAAGAUUGACCUGUCAGAGGGACGAGUCAGCACCCUUGCUGGAGUAGGUGUUCAAGGCACAGACAAAGAGGGUGGGGCCAUGGGACCUCAACAGCAAAUCAGCUCUCCUUGGGAUCUAACACUUGGCUCUGCUGGUGGUGUUGAGGAGAACGUGCUGUGGAUAGCCAUGGCAGGGACCCACCAGAUCUGGGCUUUGUUCCUAGCAGAUGGGAAACUGCCCAAAGGAAGUGAGUCCAAGGCUGGGACGUGUGUGCGAUGGGCAGGCAGUGGCAACGAGGAGAACCGAAACAAUGCCUACCCACACAAAGCAGGCUUUGCACAACCUUCAGGCCUGGCCUUAGCCCCAGAAGAGCCCUGGAGCUGCCUGUAUGUGGCCGACAGUGAAAGCAGCACCAUCCGCACGGUGGCACUGAAAGAUGGAGCCGUCAAGUUGCUGGUAGGGGGAGAGAGGGACCCGCUGAACCUCUUUGCUUUCGGGGAUGUGGAUGGAAAGGGGGUGGACGCAAAGCUGCAGCAUCCCCUCGGUGUUGCCUGGGCUCCCGAACAAAGCCUGCUCUAUGUUGCCGACUCCUACAACCACAAGAUUAAAGUGGUGGAUCCAAAGACAAAGCAGUGUAUCACACUGGCGGGGACUGGUGAGGCUGCAGAUACUCUGGGCCCUGAAUUCAACAAGUCCUGCUUUAAUGAACCUGGAGGAAUCUGUGUCGGCGCCAGUGGAAAGCUUCUCUAUGUUGCUGAUACCAACAACCACCAAGUUAAAGUGCUCGACCUGGACUCCAAGACUGUCUCACUGUUCCCCAUUUCCACGUUCUGCACAGACUCGGCACCUACAAAGCCCUCAGGUCCUGCCAAAGCCCCCACAUUGCCUAAGUCAGCUGCCAAGAAAGAGAUGCCACCAGUGGCAGUGUCUGUGGGCCAGACUCUCGCUAUGUCACUCAAGCUGAUGCUUCCAGAAGGAACCAGACUCACUGACGAGGCCCCCAGCUGCUGGGCUCUCUCUGCUGAGGGUAACGAGUGGCUGCUAGACAGUCAGGUAGUCACUGGUGACAUUGUGGAUCUGUCGAAGCCACUCCAUAUCUCAACCAAACUUCCAGCAGCUGUGAAAGACUCAAAGAACUCCCCAUGCCUAACUUUGAGUGUGUGGGUGUACUACUGUAUGGAAGCAGGUAAAGCCUGUAUGAUGAAGGCAGCCUCUUUCACCCAGCCUCUUCAAAUAAGUACCAGCCUCGGAGAGAAAGAGGUCACUGUAGCAUUGGCGCAUGCCUUCUAAAGCCCCAUCUCUGUAUUAGUCACAAUAGCCACAGAAAUCAACACUCUCUGUAGCAUUGACACGUCACUAUUCCUUCAGGCUCAGCUAGCUCAGAUCCCUGUUGUGUGUGCACAGCUCUGGAAGAAGAAAGCAUAGAUUGUUUCUGACAGAGCUGUCACUUUCGAGAAAAAAAGCAAUUCUUACAAGCCUGAUUUUCGGGGGAAUCUCAUUUUAAAAGGCGCUCUAUGAAAAAGUGCACAUCAAAGCUGUAAUGUCAUUGACCUUGUGUGACAGUUAUUGAUAAGAACACAAACAUCUCCUGGCAUGCAGCAAACAUUACUGCAGCCUAAAAAAUGCAUCUAUAUGAUAUAUGAUUUAUGCAAAAAAAAAAAAAAAAACUUAAAAGGACAAGCUGCACUGACUGGAAAGUCAUGUUAAAAUAAACUGAUUAAAUAUGAAAAAUAUAAAAGCAGCUUUGUAGAUUUAAUGAGGAACUAAGAAAUUAUGAUAAUCGAAUUGGCAGGUGGUGAUGAUGGUGUCAGUAAUGAUGAGAGGAAUAGGAACAGGUUUUCUGUCAUAUAAUGAUGUUGCGGUUGAUUCCAGAUAUAUAAAUAUAUAAAAAGCAAAGCCUAUGAUUAGCUUCACAUUUCCACCUGAACCACCAGCUGGAUGUGAAUUUCAAAGACUAUUUACAUUCAGAUGCUGUCAACAAAAUAUUUUUUUUAAACAACAAAUUAUUAUCGAAAGAUCUCUGCUUUUUAAAAAUUAGUGGAAGCUUUCUGUUUACGUUUGAAAUAAUUUUCCCACCUAAAUUAAAUUUCCAUGAAUCCCAGGAAUAAAUAACCAGUAGGAAUAAAAAGGGGACACGUCUAAUGGAGCUGAUAAGUCAUUCAAACUUAGAGAAAGAACAUUUUAUUCUGCCUCUGCUCACACAAGCCUUGUUUAUGAAUGCUAAUAUCAGGUUACUGCCAGUUUCUCAAACAUAUGAUUUUGAAAAUCCGUCUCGAAUCAUGUCUUUAAUCUCCGUCCAAGGAAAAACUGUAGAAGUGAGGAAAUGACAUGAAACUUGAGUCCCUAUACCAUUAUCUAUGCAAAAAAUCUUGUCUUAUUCUCAUUAAUAUAUUAAUGUCUAUAUGUCUUACUUGUUUCAUUGGCAUCUUCACUUUUUUUAAAUAAUAUAUUUCAUAUAUAUGUGUGGGGUUGUUUAGUUUGCACUCUGGUUCAACGUUGCCUUCAGGCACACUAACCAAGCUUACAUAAAUAUUUGUCUGCGUACAGUAUGUGUCACCACAGACCAAGCAGUGUAGUUUACGAAGUUCACAGUCUCUGUAUGACUGAUUAUACUUUUGAUUAUUAUUAUUCAUGACACAAUGAGCCCUUUUGACCAUAAAAUACGGCUGUUAUCUAAGUAAUGAAUAAAGUGCCUGUUUUUCUAACCUCUUGUGAACUGAUGACACCGACUGACUGCUGUUUGCUCCACACACUGUGGGUUAUUGUAUUAAAAAGUCUUUAAUGUUUCCUGUUAUUAGAAUCUCUCCAUCGGGCAUUUAUAGACUUCAUCUUCACUCCACGAAGGGAACAUAAUAUAAAAGAGAUGCUCUGACAAUGAGUUACUGUAAUAUGUUGUCUAUUUUCUUGUGUAUGAUUCUGUUAUAAUGUGGAAGUCAUUUCCCCUGAUUGGUUUUCAGAGUUAUGAGUUGUUGUCCGAAAAUGGGUUUGAGACUUUGAUUAUCAUUGCUGUCAUCACGUCUCAUAACGUAAUUGUGCUUGUCAGACUGUUUUUAUUUGGUUUCACUUGGCCCAAGUGCCUUGCAAAAGGGGUGUUAUGGAGUGACACUUUAACAGUAUCAAAGGCAAUAACAACAUGUUUCCAUAAUGGGAGUAAUGUUUUAUUCCCACAAGUUAUUUAUUUCAGAUGAACUAUGUAAGUUUAGCGAGUGUGUUUUAUUAGCUCUGUUACCCCUCUGGCAUGUUUUAAAUUACUUGUAAUGAGCUUGAACGAUUGCUUGCGGCCAUUAAAACCACAUUUGAUUUCUUCUCACUCUGCCACCUUUGUAGACUCACCUUGGCAUGCUUUUAACCUCAGUGGUACCUUGUUAACAUUAGAAGAAAAGGGAAAUCAAUAAAACAUUUUUAUUUAGUGUAUUUUGUGUGUGU